AUGGGUAUCAUCGGACAGCGGGAUCGCAAAGAUUCCCGAGCGUCAGGGCUGCUCCCCCGUCGCGCAUCCUUUGUGCACAGUCCUGCCUCCAAUGCGACGGAGAUACCCAUUGAGCGCGCCAACCAUGGCAGUCCUCCUGAGGGUCUGGAGCCAUCGCUAUAUGGCGGAUCGAGCUACAGGACCCCAACGCGAUCGUUCUAUCACCGAUCGUUCAACGCUCCUGCCGAUCCGGCACACUACUCGUCUGACGGCCUGAGAGAGCAGACAGCCGAGCUAGCAUCGUUGGCGCUGUCGCUCCCUCAAGAACGAACCGCUCUCCCGCCGAGCCUGGAUCUUUUCAGGUCCUCCCGACAGUCAGAUGGCGCGCUAUCGCUCUCAAUAUCGACUGCCUCUGCGAUUCCUGGCAAGCUGGCGCCUGAUGAUUCGGAGCCAAUCCACCCUGCCACUGGUUCCUCGGCUCUGACACAGAUGAUCCGCAGUCCUUCUUCGAGCUCGUCUGAGAACCAGUCUGACCACUGUGGACGUGACCUUGGCCGAAAUAAUAUGGACGAUACCGAGUCGGAUUUGGAAGACAACCAAGAAUUCAACACCGAACGAACAUCACUAUUGAGUCGGAGGACGCGGUCUAAAUCGUUGAGUGGGUAUGGAAUCGCAAAUGAUAUCGAAAGCCAGGAAGUACAGGGGCAUCGCGGCCCGCCUGUCAAUGCCUCGGGUAACGCUCGCUUUGUAUUAACAAGGGGGUUCUGCACGCUGGCGAACCCCAAAUCUUGGGACCGGCGGGCAAUAUGGCGGCAGGGAGUGGUUUAUCCAGUCAGCCUGCUGCCCUCGGUGUUUCUUGGCCUCCUCCUCAACAUUCUGGAUGCGCUUUCGUACGGAAUGAUUCUCUUCCCAUUGGGAGAGCCUAUCUUCUCCGAACUCGGGUCGGAUGGAAUCUCCAUGUUCUACGUCAGCACAGUCAUUGCGCAGCUGGUCUUCUCGUGCGGAGGAUCUAUCUUUCGUGGCGGUAUUGGAAGUGAAAUGAUCGAGGUCGUCCCGUUCUUUCACCAGAUGGCCAUGACGAUUCUGGCUCGAGUUGGCGAAGAUAAUCCAAAGUCGGUCCUCGCCACCACUAUCCUUGCUUACUCCACCAGUUCGGUGCUUACAGGGCUGGUGUUCUUCCUCAUGGGGACAUGCAGGCUUGGCUCGCUCAUUGGAUUCUUUCCACGGCAUAUCCUAAUUGGUUGCAUUGGUGGUGUAGGAUUCUUCUUGCUACAGACUGGAGUGGAAGUAUCUGCUCGGUUGUCGGGGUCUCUUGAAUAUAAUAUACCUACCAUGCAGAAGCUUUUUCAGCUGGAUACCGUGCUUCUUUGGACCAUACCACUCUUCCUCGCGGUUGCUUUUCUCGUCCUAAAGCGCUUUGUGCGGUCUAAUUUCCUGGUCGGUGCUUAUUUCAUCGCUGUGGCUGUGGUCUUCUAUGUCGUCAAGUUCAGUGCUAGAGUACCGAUGGAUACCUUGCGUCGGAGUGGAUGGGUGUUUGACGCUCCAUCGUCCUCAAAUCCGUGGUACCACUUCUAUACACUCUACGAUUUCUCGGCCGUUAACUGGUCUGCCUUUGCCGAUACGGUCCCAGCAAUGUUCGCAUUGACCUUCUUCGGCGUUCUUCACGUGCCAAUCAAUGUUCCAGCUCUGGGUAUCUCCACAGGGGAAGACAACCUGAACGUUGACCGUGAGCUCAUCGCUCAUGGUGUCACCAACGCGCUGUCAGGCUUCACAGGAAGCAUUCAGAAUUAUCUUGUUUAUACUAAUAGCUUGCUUUUCAUCGCAAGCGGAGGCAACUCCCGCUUGGCGGGUAUUAUGCUUGCCUUUGCUACGAUGGGUAUACUUGUUGUAGGCCCUGUGAUAGUGGGGUAUAUUCCUGUCAUGGUCGUGGGCGCCUUGAUCUUCAUGUUGGGAAUUGAACUCAUGGAGGAAGCACUUGUUGACACGUGGGGGAAGUUGCAUAGACUUGAGUACUUGACGGUCGUCAUUAUCGUUGCCACUAUGGGUGCUUGGGAUUUUGUGGUCGGUAUCUUCGUUGGGAUUUUACUGGCCUGCGUGAGUUUCGUGGUUCAGACAUCUCGGAAAUCCGCGAUUCGGGCCACCUUCUCGGGCAAGAUCACAGGCUCCACGGUCAGACGGCCUCCCAUCCAGCAGCGCUUCUUGAAUGAAGCUGGACAGCAGACGCUCAUUAUCAAGCUUGCUGGGUAUCUGUUCUUCGGGACGAUUGUGAACGUGGAGAGCACGAUGCGGGGGCUUAUUGAGGAAGAAGCCUUCAACCGGCGGCCUAUCAGAUUCCUCAUCCUGGACUUCUCUCGAGUCUACGGGCUAGACUUCUCUGCAGCAGAAGCAUUCACACGCAUCAACCGGAUUCUUCGAAGACGCCAUGUGCAGAUGACUAUCUCGGGACUCGACGUUGAAAGCGAUGUGGGGAGGGGCCUCCAGAAUGUCGGGCUCUUUGGGAGCGAGACUGGCGUUCAGAUCUUUGAGGACCUUAACUCUGCUCUUGAAUUCUGUGAGAACGAUUAUCUAAAGGUAUUCUACAGCCAUCGCGAGGCGCUAAAUAGCGCGGGGAGCGGAUCCUCACAGUAUCUCGAAGUGCCUGCGUCACAGCAUCAGCUGCAGUCGGCGGACGGCAUCGUCGGCUCGCCUCGUCGGUUAUAUCUGCAGCAAGCAGCUACGACGACUCUCCAGGAGGACGAAACAGCAGCUGCCACUUCUGCCACAUGGUCCGCGAUGCGACAACCCCUCCCUCUUCUCCUGCAGACAUUUCAGGGGCUGAGCUCGCAGAACGAGGAUUUCUGGUUCCGAGCGUGCUCGUACUUCAUUCGCAACUGCUACGCUGCGGGGACUGUCUUGUUCCAGAAGGGCGACAUGCCUCAGGCGUUCUAUCUGCUUGAGUCAGGCAUGCUGCGGGCGGAGUACGAGCUGCCGCAGGGCCGGUAUUUUGAGCUCAUCGUGGCCGGACGGCCGUGCGGCGAGCUUCCCUUCUUCAGCGAGACGCCUCGCACCGCGACGGUCAAGGCCGAGCAGGAUUGCGUGACAUGGUGCUUGAACCUGGAGAAAUGGCAUGAGCUGAAGGCGCAAGAGCCGGAUAUUGCGCAGGAGCUGUUGACGGUGAGCUUGAAGUUGACGACCGAGAGGAUGGACAGCAUCACGUCGUAA
Molecule: messenger RNA, 3180 nt
Organism: Aspergillus clavatus NRRL 1
Lineage: Eukaryota; Fungi; Ascomycota; Eurotiomycetes; Eurotiales; Aspergillaceae
Product: sulfate transporter family protein
Exons: 5
Coding region: 1-3180 (1059 amino acids)
Cellular component (GO): membrane
Source: RefSeq, a predicted model, not a curated record